UCCUCCUUGGAACACACCCGUCAGUGUCUCAGUGUGAUUUUGACUGACUGACUGACUGACUGGCGGGGGAUUCUGGAGGAAACACACGGGGAAGGAUUCACACAGUCUCCGCUUUUUCACCGUCUUGUCUGUCAGUGUUGUCACGGCCGAUGGUUUUCUAACCUCACCGCCUGGCUGACCGCCUCACCAUCGGAUCUUUUUACUUGAUUCUCCCCCCUCCUUGAUUGGCUGAACCGAGGCUGAUCCCAGCCACCCUGUAUCGUGGACCGUGGGGCUGUUCAGCGAGCCUUAUAGCUGAAGUUGGGCACCCGAGAUGAGCGCCUGGAGACCCGGGAGCGGUGCUCUCCACUCGCCGGGGAGAGGGUCGUGGUCGUGGCGGUGCUGCUGGUGGUCGUGGUGGUGGGUGAUGAUGAUCGGGGUGGCUGUGGGCUCGGGGGAUCCCUGGAUGUCCGUGGACACAUGCCCGUCGUCCUGCUCCUGCAGCAGCACCAGGAUCUCCUGCGUGGACCCGGGGCGAGGAAUCAAUGCUUUCCCGGUCCUUCAGAGCGAGACGGAGAUGGAGAACAUCACCGACAUCUACAUCGCCAACCAGAGCAGCUUCUCCUCCAUCAACGACAAAGACCUGGACAACUACAAGAAUCUCAGGAACCUAACGGUGACCAACAGCAGACUGAUGUACGUAUCGAUGCUGGCCUUUAAGAACAACCUCAAGCUACAGUACCUGAAUCUAAAGGAUAACAACCUUUCGUCACUGUCCUGGAGGAUAUUCAGACACCUCAACAUCUCUUAUCUGAACCCUCUGCACUGUUCCUGUGAGAACAUGUGGAUCAAGCUGUGGUUAGGAGAGGAAGCAGACACUCAGGAGCUGCGCUGCAUCGAGAAUGGAGGAGGCCGCAAGCUGCUGUCCGGACUGACUUUACCUAACUGUGAGGUUCCCAUGGCAACGUUGAACCCAUCCAAAGUGACAUUAAUGGAGGGGAAGAGCGUGGACCUGUCCUGUACGACCUCUGGGGUGCCCUCACCUGAGCUGAUAUGGAAUAUGGCGCUGCUCUCCUAUUAUGAGAUCGAGACGUCAGGACAGAUUUCGGUGCUGCGACUCUCCAACCUGUCCUCUCUGGACCACAACAGCAAGAUCAGCUGCACGGCUGAGAACAUCGUCGGAGAGAAAGAGUCCGCGCUGCUGCUGGAUAUUCUUUUUUCUCCCAAGAUCACGAAGCUGAGUGAUGCGAUCCCCGACCAUAACUGGUGCAUCCCCUUCAGCGUGGCAGGAAACCCAGAGCCGACGCUGCAGUGGUUUCGGGAUGGAGAAAAGGUGACGGAGGGACUCUUCAUCAUGACUCUGAUCCAUGACGUCACAGAGAGAGAGUACCACGGCUGCCUGCAGCUGGACAACCCCACGCACCUCAACAACGGCCGCUACUCACUCCUGGCUACAAACAAAUACGGGACAGACCAGAAGGAGGUGGAAGCUCACUUCAUGAAACAGCCCUGGGAUGGAACUGAGAAGGAACCGAUUUAUUAUGAUUUCAUAACAGAGGGCCCUCCUUUAGACCCUCCUAAAGACGGAGUCGCUGUGUACGUGGUGGUGGGCAUCGCUGCUGUCGCCUUGACCUGUUUCAUUCUCAUGUGUGUCGUUCUCAAGUUCGGAGGGAACUCCAAGUUUGGCAUCAAAGGACCGUCUUCAGUGAUCAGCAACGACGAUGACUCUGCCUCUCCUCUUCACCACGUCUCAAAUGGCAGCAACACCCCGUCGUCCUCGGAGAUGGGCCCAGACGCCGUGAUCAUCGGUAUGACCAAGAUCCCGGUGAUAGAAAACCCUCAGUACUUCAGGAGCACCAACAGCCUGCUCAAAACUGACACAUUCGUCCAGCACAUAAAGAGACACAACAUCGUGCUGAAGAGGGAGCUGGGAGAGGGAGCCUUCGGGAAAGUCUUCCUCGCUGAAUGUUACAACCUCUCACCGGACCAGGAGAAGAUACUGGUGGCUGUCAAGACACUUAAAGAGGCCAGUGAAAAUGCCAGGAAGGAUUUCCACCGGGAGGCUGAGCUGCUCACCAACCUUCAACAUGAACACAUUGUUACUUUCUACGGCGUGUGUGUGGAGAGCGACCCUCUUAUCAUGGUGUUUGAGUACAUGAAACACGGAGACCUCAACAAGUUCCUCAGGGCUCACGGUCCAGAUGCGGUUCUGAUGUCAGAGGGUCAGACCACCAGACCCGUGGAGCUGACUCAGUCUCAAAUGCUGCACAUCGCCCAGCAGAUAGCAUCCGGCAUGGUCUACCUGGCCUCACAGCACUUUGUGCAUCGUGACCUGGCCACCAGGAACUGCCUGGUGGGGGAGAACCUGCUGGUAAAGAUCGGAGACUUUGGCAUGUCCAGAGACGUCUACAGCACUGACUACUACAGGGUCGGAGGUCACACCAUGCUGCCAAUCCGCUGGAUGCCUCCUGAGAGCAUCAUGUACAGAAAGUUCACCACAGAGAGCGAUGUUUGGAGUCUAGGAGUCGUCCUGUGGGAGAUCUUCACCUACGGCAAACAGCCCUGGUACCAGCUCUCCAACAACGAGGUGAUAGAGUGCAUAACGCAGGGCAGGGUGCUGCAGCGCCCCAGGACCUGUCCUAAAGAAGUCUACGACCUGAUGCUGGGCUGCUGGCAGAGAGAGCCGCACAUGAGACUCAACAUCAAAGAAAUCCACUGUCUGCUCCUCAACCUGGCCAAGGCCUCGCCUGUGUACCUGGAUAUACUCGGCUGAAACCCGGGAGAGAUUUUGGAUGUGUGUGUGUGUGUGUGUGUGUGUGUGUGUAACAGUAUUUUAAGGGUGCAUGCAUGUGUGUGUGUGUGUGUGUUUUUGUUCUUUUUAAGGGUGGACAUGGUGACACCUGUGAAUGAAGUGUGCUCAUGCAAGAUGUGUGUGUGAUGCAAGGCACCACUGUACAGGAUGUGAAGGUAUUACCAGACUCUUAAAGGCAAUCAAAAAAAAAAAAUCCCUCAACCCGUCCCCUCAACCGCCUCAUUCCUUCCUCCCAUUCACCCGUUUCCUCUCUUUUGUGCACCUCUGCUUCUCCUUCUUCUUCUUCUUCUUCCCCGCUCCUUCCUUCCUGGAGAAACAUUUACUGAGAGUGAUUUAACUUUAGAGGAGGGAGAGAAAAAAAGCCUCUCUCUCUUUUCUUUUUUUCUUUUUUGAAUGCUUUAAAAACUGACUGGGGCUGAAUUGAUAAAAACCUGAAAUAUGUAGUGACUCAUCCCUCGCUGCCCGUCGGACGACAGGAGGAGUCAAGAGGAUUUCUGUGAGUGUUUGGCGUGUAAAUAUGGGACUGGACGACGGCGAGAUGUUUAAUUGGGAAGAUGGCUCCGGACGGCGUCGAGCCAUGACAACACUGUGUCCCCCCCCCAUCACCCUAUCCGUCUUGACUGUUUGUCCGUCUGUCUUUCUUUAUUACUGUCAGCAUUCAUCCUACUUCAGCUAAACAAGGGGAUGAUUCAAACUGUACACUGACUACAAGAGGAGAGAUGAGGGGGAAAGCAAACACAGUCUGAUGUUCUGUGUGUGUGAGGGCGGAAAAAAAAGAGAAUUUCUGGAACUUUACAGUGCCUGCUUGAAGCUGAGCUGAACUUCUGCGGUCGCAUUCAGGAUGAAACCUGAGGUGUUUUACUUCAUCGCAAUUGCAAAUCCUAAAAAUGUAAAAAAAAAAAAAAAAAAGAAGAUUGAACUAUCCGACUCUACUCAGUAUCUCCUCAUGCAACGGACUCACACAUGAUUAUACGGAUAUAUGCACUCAUAACCGCUCGGUGUUACACUCUUACUUUGCUCAGGCCUCAAACAUGCAGCUCAUGGUAACAUGAUGACUUUACCCCCCACCACCAUCCAGCCUCCUCCCAAAGUGACAGAUGCUUCACUUGUGAUGUCAAGCACUGAUGUCGGAGGUCAAUUGAUUGAUUUGUACGCAGCUGUCUGACGAUGCUGAAGGAGGAAGAGGAGGAGAAGGUGGAGGAAGGGGGCGGAGGGGGGUAGUAAAAGUUGUAGAGGGGCGGGCCGGGUUUUUUUUGAGUGGUCAGGUCUCGGUCAGCGGUGUGUGGGCAGUGGUGCUGUUGAAGGUGUGGUUCAUUUGGUCAACCCGUAUUAAAUCAUCAAGGCUUUCAGCACUCAGACAUCCUUGAAAACCACAUGUGUGCUUGACGGGGGGGGGACACACAUAACAACACACAAACACACACUGUAUACCUUACCAGUCGCCCCCCCCCCAUCUCCCCACACACACACACACACACACACACACACACACACACACACACACAUGCACGCUAAAAGACACUCAAAACUGUCCGAGAAGGAAAUUGAAUUGUGCAUGUUUUAUUAUUUGAGCGGUGCAGUGCUUUAGCCGGGGCCCCCGUCCACUGUAAUGGUGUAAUGUAUAUUUCAUUACAGCCUAAUGGGCUCCAUUAGCACAGUCUCCUCACAGACAUUCAAGACUUAUUGUUUUAUGGCUGAGAAGGACGGAUGGAGGGGUGGAGAGGAGAGGUGAAGGAGAGGAGGAACGUGGGAGCAGCGGAGAGAGGAGAAAUGAGAGGAGAGGUAAUAACGCAUAUUGGGGGAAGAAAUGGAGAGGAAAGGAGAGAGAGUCCCGAAUGCAGGCGAUGAGGUAGAAAGGAGGCGAGGAAGAGGUAGGAACGGACGAAGGAGGAGAAGAUAGAGGAGAGGGAGAGGAGGUGUGAAAGUCCUCGGGGAGAAAGUGAAAGUGAGCAUCCAUCAUUACAUGUCCUGUGAGCCACAGCUUCAACCUCACACACUCCCAUCACAUUCCUGUGUUCAACGUCAACCGCACACAAACACAUUUUCACUCAACAGCUUACACUAAAAAAAAAAUAAACUCAAUAAUGCACCACACAGCGCCAUUACUGAGAACCACUUCACUCACUUACAGUACAGCUCACAUAUCUGCUCUCACCGACAUACUGUAUAUAAACAGCGGCUCACGUGCAUGCAAGGAAACACGUUUAACGUUUGUUUGGAGCUUAUUUUACUCGUUCAAACGCGACCCCCCCCCUGAGGUUUCACUAACAGCCAUUUUAUUUAAAAAAAAAAAGAAAACAUCCAUCUGGAAGGCUUUACGUUUCUUGACAACAGCACUUGAUGGUAUCGAUGUUUGUGAACUUGAAAAUGUUGGUUUUAUUGAUUUCUAUAGUAUUAUUAUUUAUAAAUUAAGAAGCAUUUUUGUACAUUUCUUUCUAUAUCUACAGUUGCCUUUUGCAACCGCAAAAACUGACUGAUAACGGUCACUUUUUAAUUUGAUUGUGUUUGAGCAAAUGUGUAAGAUAAUCUCGAGUGUAUUUUUACGUCUCCCUCUUUGAGCUACCUGACCCGUCCUUGUGUUCAGAGGACUCUACAGCAAGGAUUGAUGUUUCACACAAGUGUGCAGAUUACAUUUGGCAAAUAUUGCAAAAAAAAAAAAAAGAAUCGUCUCCUGCAGAGCAUGAAUGUGAGGGUUAAUGGUCGUAGCAUCCCACAAGAAGAGCUAACAAGCUCCUCAGAAUCCAUCCCUGCUGUACAGUCGAGUAGAACGAGCGCUGCACUCGACGGGAUUCAAAAACUUACAAACACUGACUCUGUGCAAUAACAGAGGGCAAGGGUGUGUGUUAGCUGGAGAUGAAAGGCGAGACACAAAGUCAAAAAAAGGUUUGAAGCAACAUGCCAGCUGGCUGCACUGUGUGUGUACAUACCUGCUGUGUUGUUGUUUUUUUUUGUAAUAAUGAACUGAGGGGACUUCUCACAGGAAGACGAUGUGUGAGACACUGUUUGUUUUGAUGAAGACUUGUCAGCACAACGCAGGAGAGAUCUGUGAAACUUUAGUUCUGCUCCACCCGAAGUGUUGGCUGUCUUCGCUUCGAUGCCUCAGAUCAAAGAUAACAGUCAAAUAAUGAAAUGGAAAAUAAAAAAAACAAAGGAAAAACUGUCGUAAUGAACGGACACCUCGGACAAGGAGGGACUGACAAUCACAGACUUUUCUCGUUCUCUCUCUUCUUCAAGUGACCUACUGUAAAGUAGACUUACUCAACCAACUUUCCUCUUCUAUGCUGCCUAUACUGUACGUGAUAGUCUUAAACUUUGGUCUCUAAAAAGUGCUACUUUUUUCUUGAUUUUCUUUUUUGUAAAAUGAAAUAACAGCGAGAGGAAUGAACAAAAACACAAAUGUACAAAUGUGAAUAAGCUGCUGAAAGAAUUGAGCGCCACAAAAUGCCGUGUCAGAGACCGUGUCGGUAAUUAGAUUGUACUUUUCUUUUUCUUCUUUUGUCUUAGAAGUGGAGGGGCAGAGAAAAUGGGGAAAGCUAUAUGGGACUCACAAGUGACUGUAAGCAAACGGCGGCCAUUUUCCUCUGACGGCUUGGCUCAGGGUGGAAAGAUAAAAUGCUCUUCUGUUGCUUUAUUUCAGGUUGCAAACAAAUUGUUAAAAAAUUAUUUACACAAAUUAAAUUAAUAGAGACAUCAGGCCAUAUGUUGUUGUUUUUUACCUCAAUAGCUUACAAAAGAUGACAGCUAACGUUAGCAUUUUUCCUCUAUCUGGUUAACUGGUUGUCUUAUCAGAAAAAACAUCGCCUACAUUUCUUGCUAACGCUUACGCUACAAAUGUACACCUCUCUAGUUAUUGAGCUUUAUGGCAGGUUCACAUGUUGGCAUAGCAUACCUAGUUUUAAAGCUAAUAUGUGCUAAUACUGCAAGAGCUUGUUUAACACUAUAGCUAGUUGAGUUAUCUAAUAUAAACUGUUAGCUAAUAUUAGCUUUUGUUUCAGCUAAUUGUUUGCUUUACCUUUCCUUCAUCACUCUCAAAUGAGUUUGUUAGCAAAAAUAACCGGCUGGAUGUUAGCUCGAUUUAUAUUUGGUGAUAUAUCAAAUGUUAGCUAAUAAGUUAGCAAACAAUAUGUGUUCAAGCUAAUCAUUUGCUCAUAUAAAUUACAAGUUAAUAAGUCAAACCUUACCCAGGGAGUGGCAAAAUGGUAGCUUGUGUUUGACACUAGCUUGGUUAUCAAAAAUUAAUUAGAAAAUAUAAUGCUUUAAAGCUAAACCUUUGCUAAUAUCAAACAUUAUACCUCUCAACUGCACUAUCAAAUUAAAAUGUUAGCUAGUGAGUGUUUGAUCGUUAGCGCUUGUUUACUUUGGUGCAUUAUCCAAAAUUAACUAAUGAGUAAGAAGAUAUUAGCAAAUGUGUUUAAAAGCUUAUCAACAUAAAAUAUUAGCUAACAUGUCAUAACUUUAUCACGGUACUUUCAAAUUAAAAUGCUAGCCCUUCUUUAAAAUCCCCAUGGAGCCAGCCUCAAGUGGACACUCAAGGAACUGCAGGUUUUUUGCACUUCUGCAUUGGCUUCAUUUUUCAACAUUUGAGGGUUGCCACUUGAUUUCAAGCAUGAGAAUGUGUUUUUAAUGUCAUGCAGACUCUAACACGAGCUUAUUUCAAAUAUGAUGUUUUAACUUCAAACAUGUCCUGAUGUCCCUCCUGACUUUUUAUUAAAUGUAUCUUCCAGUUGCUGAUCAAUCAGGAUGGAGUGAUCAUUUAUUGGAUUCUCAACGUUUAUACACGUUGCAACCUGGAACAAAGCAGUUUUAAAUUGUAGCCUCAUUUCUGGUCCCUGCCCUAAAACGUUAAAAUCAGAGGAAAAUAGUCGCAGUGUGAUAACGAUGAAUUAAACAAAAUGACAUUCAGCUGCCCACCGGGUGCAGAGCAGUUCUCUCUGUGGUGUAUGUGUGUGUAUAUGUGUGUGUGUGGAGAAGGCUGAUUGAUGCUGCAGUGAGUCAGGAGGGAUUCAGACCCCACCCAAAUCCAAGUUCAAAUAACAUUCAACGGAGGAAUCAGGCAUUGAUUUGUUGUCGCCGUUCACCAAUUCAUGACAAAUGACUUUACCCGCUGAGGUCGGUAUUAUGGCAGCUAAGAUUUAUGGAAUCACUCAAUUGAUUUAUUUAUGUUUCCAAAUCAGCCUCCUUCUCGACACAACCUACUGAACCUUUCGUUCCCCUGAAAAAGUAUUUCAGCAAUAUCAACAGAUAGUUUCUGUUUUCUUAUCGCCUCAUCAUAACCUAAAAUAUCGGGGGCUGAGUAAAGUUGAACUUUGCGACUCAGUGAAUUGAAGCCAAUCCACACUCAGAUUCAGAUCAGGACUUUGAGCGUGUCAUGAUCCAUAUCACGUUUAAUCCCUUCUCUCUCACACAUCACAGUCUGAGCUAAUAAAGCUGAAGAAUCAUAAAGGUCAUCUUUCAGAUUACCUUUGUGCUCGGAUGCUUCUGGAGCCGCUGCGCCUUGAAGAAUGUAAAACCACAAAAAAGUGCUUCUCUGCAAAAAAAAAGUGAAAACUGUGACUUGCUAUAUGCAGUAUUUCUGUUAUUCAGUAAUUGGUUCUGUGCUGUUUGUCUCUGUGUUAAAGAGGGGUUUUGUUGCUGCCAUGGUCGUAGAAAAAGAAGGAUUUAAGUGGAUGUGUUGUCAAUGUUUGGAUUGUGAAAGGCCUCAGAUGGGACACAGGACAAAAUGUGUAUGAAAGAGAUGUUUCAAUGUCAUUUAAUGCCUAAAAAUGUAAGAACCAUCUGUAUUGCAAAGCACACAAGGUAAUUAAAAGCUGGAAAUGAAGCAAAAAAAGUGCUCAGCUUGUAUAAACACACACACACACACACACACACACACACACACACAUGCACACACACACCAGAGGGACAUGUACAGUCAUAUAGUCGAGUGGUGGAAGUGAGUCAUGAUGAUGAUGAUAUGAUUUCUCUCUGAACCUGGACCAGUCUGUCGUGAUACAAUGUAAUUAAUAAAAAGUGUUAUGUCA
Messenger RNA from Labrus bergylta (ballan wrasse), 8811 nucleotides. The record is from RefSeq and is a predicted model, not a curated record. Lineage: Eukaryota; Metazoa; Chordata; Actinopteri; Labriformes; Labridae.